UUAAAACUGACCAAUGGAAAAUAAGAAUCAGACUGAAGUGACUGAAUUUCUUUUCUUGGGUCUCACAGACAUUCUCCAAGAGCAGAUUGUCCUCUUUGUCAUGCUCUUCAUUGUCUAUCUUGUCACCCUGGGGGGUAACAUAGGGAUGAUCAUUCUCAUAUGGACUGAUCUCAGAUUCCACACUCCUAUGUACUUUUUUCUCAGCCACUUGUCCUUUGUAGAUAUUUGUUCCUCUUCUUCCAUUGCCCCCAAGAUGCUGUGUGAUAUCUUUGCAGAGAAAAAAGGUAUCUCUUUCAUGGGUUGUGCUACACAGAUGUGGUUCUUUGGUCUUUUUGUGGCAACUGAAUGUUUCCUCCUGGCUUCCAUGGCAUAUGACCGGUAUAUGGCCAUCUGUAGGCCCUUGUUGUAUACACUCAUCAUGUCCCAGAGGGUCUGUGUGCAGCUGGUAGUAGGGCCUUAUGCCAUGGCUCUUCUAAGCACAAUGACCCAUACAAUUCUCACUUUUCGCUUACCUUUCUGUGGUACAAAUAUCAUCAAUCACUUCUUCUGUGACAUUUCACCACUGCUUUCCUUAGCAUGUGCAGACACCUUGAUCAAUAAAUUAGUGCUGUUCAUCUUAGCUGGAGCAAUUGGUGUGGUCAGUGGCCUGAUCAUCAUGGUCUCCUAUGUUUGCAUCCUGGCGGCCAUCUUGAAGAUGCAGACUGCUGAUGGGAGAAGGAAAGCUUUCUCCACCUGCUCUUCUCACCUGGCAGUUGUCUCCAUCCUGUAUGGGACUCUUUUCUUUAUCUAUGUUCAGCCUGGCUCAAGUCCCUCCCUGGAUAUCAAUAAAGUGAUUUCUCUGUUUUAUACCGUGGUGAUCCCCAUGUUGAACCCCCUCAUCUACAGCCUGAGGAACAAGGAGGUAAAAAAUGCACUCAGGAGGAAGUUUGAAAGGAAAAAUUCUCUAAUGGUUUUGGCAAAAUAGAACCCUGCCGUGUUGUACCACAGAUGUUGGUGCAGGCUGUGUAGGAGAAAGAUCACUGAAGUGGAAAUCAGAAGCUGCAUGUGAAUUUGUCCACUGCCAGGUCAUAAGUGAUUUGAAAAACGGACUAGUACUUAAAUAUUUUUCUGCCCCAUCUUGUUGUCUGUAACAUGAUGAUAUUUUCCAAAAAAUAUAGAGAUGGAUCAAGAACAUUAAUGUGAAAAUAUACUGGUAGAAAACUUAGGUAAAUAUUUGUACAAUCAUGGAUGUUUAAAUACUGUUAAUCCAGACGAGGAAACCAAAGUUCUAAUAGAAAGUUCAGAGCAUGAAAAACAAUAUUAAAAGGGAAAUAAUAAAAUAAAAUAUUUGUGUACAUGUGCCAGACAUUGGGAUAAUACCCCCAAUAUUCAAAGAGCAUUCUAUAAUUCACAAUAAAAAAGAAAAACAAUAGCUAAUUGAGUGAACAAGUGAACAAGCAAUUCACAAAAUGUGAAUGUAAAUUGCCAAAAAUGUAUGGGAAACAUGCUGAACAUCAUUACUGGUCAAGUAAAUGAAAUGAAAUUAAAAUGUCAGUGC
Messenger RNA from Felis catus (domestic cat), 1537 nucleotides. Its product is annotated as olfactory receptor 5G3-like. Lineage: Eukaryota; Metazoa; Chordata; Mammalia; Carnivora; Felidae. The coding region runs from base 14 to 964 and encodes 316 amino acids. The record is from RefSeq and is a predicted model, not a curated record. Gene Ontology annotation, cellular component: membrane. The transcript has a single exon. Gene Ontology annotation, biological process: G protein-coupled receptor signaling pathway; sensory perception of smell. Gene Ontology annotation, molecular function: G protein-coupled receptor activity; odorant binding; olfactory receptor activity.